Cladocopium goreaui is the source of this 3024-nucleotide messenger RNA. NCBI's taxonomy places the organism in Eukaryota, Dinophyceae, Suessiales, Symbiodiniaceae. The record is from the annotation of a GenBank genome assembly.
AUGAUGUUGACGCUGACAGUCGAUUGCUGGGCCCUGGAACGAGCAGAUGUCGCCGUCACGGCUGUCACGGCCGCAGCGAGGAGGCAGCGUCAAGUGGCAGAGGUCAGAGUGGAGGUAGAGACCCUGAGCGAGGGUAUCCAGCAAGUGGAAGACGCAGCAGAAGCUCCCAUUCUGUUGCAGGCGUUCCGCCAAGAGCUGGUUUCGCUGAAGGACGAGGUGCAGGCGCUGCGGAAGGCCAAUGCCUUGCUAUCUGGCUUGCACGGGGAGGAGAAGCGGCGGGCUGCCCAACGGGUGGCGGCCAAGCAACUCCAACAGGAGGCUACAAAGUUGGGCUCAAGCCGAGCAAUGCUGGAGAAAGGUGAGAAACGGGCUGGACUGGUGCAACGUUGCCUUGAAGAGGUACAUGCCCGCUUGGACAGUGCCAAGAUGGGAAAAAUCCAGGCAGAAAACGAAAUCAACCAGCUGACGCCAGCCUUCGCGGAGCUAGGGCGGCACUUGGAGAUUGCGGAAACAGACCGCCGUUGGUUGCAAGGAGAACUGGACAAGUUGAGGCAAGCCUCUGGGGGCCUCCGAGCAGAGAUCGUGCACCUCAGAGAGGUGAGAAAUGCGGUGAAUGCUAUGCCACCUGAGGACUCCAAAGAGUCACGGAUGAGUGUAGGUCGCGCCGGCUUGGACCGUUUCGCCACGUUGCAGCGGCGCUUGGCCACGGCGGCUCCACAAUUGAUGCCCUUGUGCACUCGAGCACGUUCCAGCAUGGAGGAAUUGCUCGAGUGUUGUGAGCGUUUGGAGGAGCGACAGAAGCGUCUUCAACAGGUCGCUCCACUGGGAAAUGCUUCCGAAGUUCGCGAUGGCAUCAGUCAUGCCAGUAAGGGCUCAGGUGCUAUGGAGCAGAGGCGUAAAGGACCUCUGCCGCGUUCGCGGAGUGCAGAGACCGUCGGCGCAAGGUCCGCUACGGUACCUACGGUGCCUCCCCGGAGUCCUCGCUCCGCUCGGCAGGAGCAGAGCGUAGUAGGGAGCGGUGUGGGAAGCUACGAGGUGACUCUGACUGCAACGGGGGAGGACGAUUGUGACGUCGGCUGGGAUCGAUCCAACGGAACAGCCUUGCAGGGCAUCAAAGGGGCCAACUGGAGGAAGGCGCUGGAAUGGCUUCAACGGGCACCAGAUGCCGUGGUGAUAUGCAAUGCAUGUGCAAACAGCUGCUCCAAAGCACAUCACUGGCAGAUGGCCUUAACUCUGACGUCUCAGGUGACUUGGAAACGUUUGGAAGCCACAGAAGUCACUUGCAACACUGCCAUCCAGGCGGUGGUCCGCGGUGGUCGCUGGCACCAGGCGCUAGAGCUGGCAUAUCUGGCCUUUCCCCAGGUGCGUCGCGACGCCGUGACCUGGAACAGUGCGGCGGACGCCGUGAGUCGCAGCAGUGAUGGAGUCCAAUGGGCGCUGAGUCUUGAGUUGCUGAGCCUGGAAUCACUCGGCCUUGAGCCGGACGUCAUCACUGAGAGCCUCCGCGCAGCCGCACUAAAGGGUGCCAACGGCCACGGGCACAGCGCCGUAUGGCGGAACGCGUUGGAAUUCGCAGGCACGAAGUCGCUCUGGGUCACCACCAGCGCCCUGGGUGCCUUCAGCAGCGCCCAGUGGCGCCAUGUGCUGCGGAUGCUGACGGCCGUGGACGUGGAUGCCCAGGCCUUGAGCGUGGCAUCUAAGCUCUGUCAGGAAAGUUGGCAUUGGGCACUACAUUUACUCGAAGAGGUAGACCGUCCAGAUGCCGUCGCAAUCAGUUCAGCCAUGACCGCCCUAAGUUUGGCCUUGAAUUGGGAGCGCGCUUUGACGUUGUUCCAUCGCCUUCCACCGCGAAAGCGCGAUGUGGUUUGCUAUGGAGCUGCCAUGACUGCAGCGGCUGCAGGGAAACACUGGGAAUUGGCACUGUUUUGGCUGUACGAGAUGGCCGGCCAUGCAGUGGCGCCCAACCUGAUCACUUACAACGCGGCCAUCAACGCGUGCGAAGAGGGCCUUCAAUGGGACCGUGCGCUCACCUUGCUGCAAGUCAUGGCCAGCUCAAAGGUCACUGCCGAUGUCAUCAGCUACAGUUCCUGCAUUGCCGCCUGCGGUCAGGGGCAGCGCUGGGCUGAUGCCAUGGCUUUUCUAAAUGAGAUGCGCGAAGAGCAGCUGCAAUGGAACAUCAUUGCUUUGAGCUCUGCUGUGAGCGUUUGUGAAAAGGCCGGCCGAUGGGAGUUGGCAUUGGACCUGCUCCAGCAAGCAUGGCAACUGAAAUUGGAAGUGAACACGGUGACCUACAACGCGGCAAUCAGUGCUUGUGAGAAGUGUAGCCAGUGGGAGAUGGCCCUGCAACUCUUCGACGACAUGGAACUGCUCCAGAUCUCCCGCAGCAUGAUCACCUCUGCAGCCAUCAUCACGGCCUGUGCUUCAGCAGCUUCCUGGCUCCAUGCCACAGAACUCUUGGAGCUGCAAAGUAAGGACCCCACGCAGCAAGUGGGUGUACGUUUCGCAGCCCUGGCCGCCACCUGUGUUGCCUGUGAAGCUGCUGGCGCUGUGGCGACGAUGCCCAAGGUGUUGAAGGAAAUUAGCGAAAGCAACGAGGUGUUGGCCGUGGAGUUGCUUCACAACCAUGGGCUGUUGUGCAGUGCUGCAGCUGCUCGUUUGAAGCGGAAGAUGUGGCAUCCCAUGCUGCUCCGCUGCAGCACGUUGACCAAAAGUGGAAGCACUGGAACCUGGAGACUUUAUGAUCCUAUUUUGGAGCAGGAGUCUUUUUUGAGCACCGUUUUCACCAUGGACAUGCUGCAUCAGCUGCAGCUGGACAUCCCACAUCACAGGUCCUGGCUCCCCACGGCCCGUCACCGCUCGCGGCGCGCGUCGGAUCGGCGCUCGCGUCGCGCGGAUCCGACGCCGGAGCCGAACGCCAAGGGCAUCGCGGCGUGGACGGCGGUGCGGAUGCAACGCGGAGACGCAGAGGUGAUGUGUGCCUUGGUGACCUUGGUGGAACACCGGAGGUCCAAAAGAGUGAGUUGA